AUGCAUGCUGUGAGGUUGAAGUCCACAAUUAGAGGGAGGAGGUGCGAAGAGGAGGAAGAAGAGGUGAAAUUCGAGGAGAGUGACAUGAUUCCAAAGUCAGGAAAAUCUCCGAUGGACUCGCGGAAAAGUGUGGCGGGCAUCCAUGAGUUUGCAGCACUCGCCAGAUCUUCGCUCAAUGGCAUCUCGCAAGCGGUGAGGGACCACGUGACCAAACCCACCUCACUGGCCCAGGGCCGGGUUGCCCACCUCAUUGAAUGGAAAGGCUGGCCCAAACCUGUGGAACCCUCCCACGCCGCCCACUUCAGCUCCUACUGUCGCCUGAGCGAAGGCGAGAAGGAGGCCCGCUUUGCUGCCGGUGUGGCCGAGCAGUUUGCCAUCGCUGAGGCCAAGCUGCGUGCGUGGGCAUCGGUGGACGAGGAUGACAUGGAUGAAGACGAUUCCAAUGACGAGGAGGCCAAAGUGGGCUCUCACGCCGACUUCACCCCUCAGAGCACAGCAGACGCCGCCACGUCCCACCUGGCAUCCGGACUUCUGGUCCGGUCUGAACAACUUUUCCAAGAGGAAAACGGUGGCGACGGUGAGGUGUUUGUCCACCACAAACCUGAGAGGAGGCCCGGCCGUUUUGAUUCUUGCUACUCUACCUCGUACUCUGAAUCACCCGAAGAGGAUGACGAGGAAGAAGACGAUGAGGUGUUCCACGAAGCUCGGCUCUGGAGCUCUGGGCGUUUUCCGUUUCACCGGGCCUCCUCCGGGGUGGCGUCUCUGGACGAGGAAGACCACGAGAAACAGGACCGGGGAGAUGAGGGGAAAGAGUAUUUGAUGUGA
Messenger RNA from Nerophis lumbriciformis (worm pipefish), 825 nucleotides. The record is from RefSeq and is a predicted model, not a curated record. Lineage: Eukaryota; Metazoa; Chordata; Actinopteri; Syngnathiformes; Syngnathidae.